AUGUCCCGUCCGCCCUCACGAGCCGCCUCCCUGUUCACGUCGCGCACAUCGACCCCAGCCUCUCGUACGGUCUCCCGCGACCCCAAUUCUCUCGAUGCCUGGAUUCUGGGGAGUGGAAUUGCCUCUCUGACAGCGGCCGUACAUCUCAUCAAAGAGGCCAAGGUGCCUCCGUCGAGAAUCCACAUCCUCGAGGAACAGAGCGAAGCAGGCGCGGGAUCAACCAGUAAAGGCGAUGUAGAGUCGGGCUACCACUACCGCGCGGGAUGUCUCCUUCCGUUCUGCGAUAAUCAGAUGGAGGAAUUACUUGCCCUGGUGCCGUCGGAGACGCCCGGGAAAAGCGUCUGGGACGAUAUCCAGGAGUACUUUGAAGAAAACGUACCGAAGCAGGCGUCGCGGACGAGAUUCCUGGCUCGGCGGAAGACCGGAUUGGAGCGGAUUGAAGGGAGGAGAUUCCAUCUGGGAAUCAAGGAUAGGAUGAAUCUGUUCCUGCUGUCGUCCAAGACGGAGAGUGCGCUGGGCCGGUCCCACAUUCGAGAGCAUUUCUCCGUCGGGUUCUUCAGGACGAACUACUGGCUGAUGCUGGCGACGCUGUUCGGUUUCCUGCCGUGUCACAGCGCGGCCGAGUUCCGCCGCUUCAUCCAGCAUUUCCCUCAUGAGAUCCAUACCGUCCAUCAUCCACGUCCCCUCGACCGUGUCCGCUUCAACUUCCAUGAGUCCGUUGUCGCCCCGAUUAUCCGCUUCCUGCAGGCCGAGGGAGUGGACUUUCGCUUUCACACGACCACCACUGAUAUCGUCGUCGAGCCAGCCCAGGAUCCCACACGGGUGACAGCCCUGCACACGGCGCACCAAGGCGAGCGCGAGGCGAUUAUUGAUCUUGGCCCGCAUGAUAUAAUCAUUGUCUCUCUGGGAUCGAUCUUGUCCGGCGCCUCUCGGGGAUCGAACACGGAGCCCCCCUCGCUAGAGAUGAUGGAGAUCGAGAAAGAUCUCGACGGGAACUGGCUGCUGUGGCUGGAACUCGCAACCAAGCAUCCCAAGUUCGGCAACGCAUACAACUUUUGCACGCGACUGCACGAGUCCCGCGUUGGAUACUUUACCGUCACACUCAAGAAUCCCUCUGUCUUCGAGAAGAUGUUCGAGAUCAUCGGCGACGAUCCUCAGACGGGCUCUUUGGUCACGCUGAGAGACAGCCGCUGGCUGCUUACGCUGAGUCUGCCGCGGCAGCCGCUGUUCCCGGAUCAACCGGACGGAGUUCGGGUAUUCUGGGGCUACGCGCUCAAUCCAGAGAACGAAGGGGAUUUCGUCAAGAAACAGAUGCUGGCCUGUUCGGGCGAGGAGAUGCUGACAGAGGUUCUGCAUCAUCUUGGCCUUUCAGUCGACGAGAUCCUGCCUCAGACCGUCACAGUCCCCUGUGUGAUGCCGCGAAUGACGGCCACCUUGCUGCCGAGGAGUGACGGGGAUCGGCCCCAGGUGGUUCCCCCGGGGAUGACCAACAUGGCCCUCAUUGGGCAGUUUGUGGAUAUCCCCGAGGAGAUGGUCACCAUGGAUUAUAUGGUGCGAGGGGCGCAGAUGGCGGUGCACCAGCUGAUGGGGCUGGAGAGGGAGUUGAAGAAGUCGAAGAAGGGAUCUGCGGUCAAUUUGUUGGGUUUUUUGAAGGAUUAG
Messenger RNA from Aspergillus thermomutatus, 1659 nucleotides. Its product is annotated as oleate hydratase. NCBI's taxonomy places the organism in Eukaryota, Fungi, Ascomycota, Eurotiomycetes, Eurotiales, Aspergillaceae. The record is from RefSeq and is a predicted model, not a curated record. Bases 1 to 1659 code for a protein of 552 amino acids. Gene Ontology annotation, biological process: fatty acid metabolic process. Gene Ontology annotation, molecular function: oleate hydratase activity; FAD binding. The transcript is spliced from 2 exons.